AUUGUGCCUGUUCACAAUAGUGAAUGUUGGUUGGAUGAGUGCUUGAAGUCCGUGUGGGAACAAGAUUUUAAAGAAACCAUGGAGCUGUCAGUUUUUAAUGAUGCCAGUAAGGAUGGUUCAGCUGAAAUAAUUGAAAAAUGGAAGAUCAAGUUGGAAGAUGCUGGUGUUCCAGUAAUCAUUGGUAGUAAUGAUUCAUCUCAACCUCGAGGCGUUGGAUUUGCCAAAAAUCAAGCAGUAAUUCAGAGCUCAGGAAUCUAUCUCUGCUUUCUGGAUUCAGAUGAUGUGAUGAUGCCACAGCGGGUUAGACUGCAGCACGAAGCUGCCAUUCAACACCCAAACAGUAUUAUUGGUUGCCAAGUCAGAAGAGAGCCACUGGAGUCUACUGAACGGUAUACUCGUUGGAUCAAUAAUCUGACUGAAGAACAACUUCUUACACAGGUUUUUACCUCCCAUGGACCUACUGUGAUUAUGCCUACCUGGUUCUGUUCUCGAGAAUGGUUUUUUCACGUGGGAAAAUUUGAUGAGGGUGGAAAGGGUGUUCCAGAAGAUUUGUUGUUUUUUUAUAAACAUAUCCAAAAGGGCGGUAAAGUCUUUCGAGUAAACCAUUGCCUCCUGCUGUACCGUUACCAUCCACAGGCUGCAACUCAUUCCAUCCUAGAGGGAACCAUCUGGAAUCACCGAGUCAGGUUUCUUGAAGACAGAGUCCUGAGCUCCUGGACAUCAUUCACCAUUUGGAAUGCUGGCAAGCAAGGCAAGAAGCUCUACAGAAGCUUGUCACCAGCUAAUCGGAAAAAGGUGAGCUAG
Molecule: messenger RNA, 804 nt
Organism: Charadrius vociferus (killdeer)
Lineage: Eukaryota; Metazoa; Chordata; Aves; Charadriiformes; Charadriidae
Gene: B3GNTL1
Product: UDP-GlcNAc:betaGal beta-1,3-N-acetylglucosaminyltransferase-like 1
Exons: 8
Coding region: 79-804 (241 amino acids)
Source: RefSeq, a predicted model, not a curated record